GAACACCACACUUAUUACAACAUAUUUUACCCUUCAUCUUAUUACAACACAAGUUUCUAUUUCAGUUAUUACAACAAGCUUAUGCUGAUGGAUCUUAUCUCGGGUCUUAAUAAUGAUGUGGGUCGGGAGUGUUUGAUCCGGUUGCCUUAUGACACCUUCUGUUCUGCCACGUCAGUUUGCAAGACGUGGAAAGCUGAGGUGGAGCUGCCGGAGUUUUGGCGGCGCCGGAGAGACGCCGGAAUGACUCAACGGCUUAUCGUGAUGACACAAGCUCGGGUUGACCCGACCCGGAAACGAGGUGGGGUGAAGAACUCGGGGGUGCCGGCUUAUCGGUUGACUGUUUGUGAACCGGGUUCGGUUAGUUGGACCGAACUGCCUUUAUUACCCGGACACUUAAAUGGGUUACCCAUGUUUUGUCAACUUGCGGCGGUCGGGUUGAAUUUGGUUGUGAUGGGCGGGUUGGACCCGGUGACGUGGGAUGCUUCGACUGAGGUUUUUGUUUAUAAUUUCGUUAGUGCCACGUGGAAGCGUGGGGCCAACAUGCCAGGCUGUCCUAGGUCGUUCUUCGCUUGUGCGUCGGAUUCUAGGAUGGUGUUCGUGGCGGGAGGCCAUGAUUGUGAGAAGAAUGCGUUAAAAUCGGCUAUGGUGUAUGACGUGGCGGAUGACAAGUGGGUCCCACUGCCUGACAUGGCGAGUGAGCGCGAUGAGUGUAAGGGAGUCUUCCACCUUGGCAAGUUCCACGUCAUUGGCGGGUACCCCACCGAAUCGCAAGGCAGGUUCGGGAGGAGUGCGGAAGCGUUCGACGUUGCCACGUGGCAGUGGGACGAGGUUUGCGAGAAUUUCUUAGAAGCUGCCACGUGUCCAAGAUCAUACGUGGACAACGGAGAGGGAAAUGUGUACAAGUGGAGUUCCAGCUCAGGCGAGAUUAUGAUGACCAAUGACAGUGCCACGUGGCAAGUAGUUGCUGAGCUGCCAUCCGAGGUGUUAACUUCUACACACAUGACAGCGUGGCAAGAGAAGCUGAUGGUGAUUGGCUCACAUAGAUUUGGUGAGCCCCACAAAGUGUACACAUUGGAUUUGAAAAAUAGAAAGUGGACAAAAGUCGCCGCGCCGGAAGAAUAUUCCGGCCAUGUUCAAUCUAGUUGUCUUUUGGAAAUUUAGAGCUAAGUUGUUAUCUACUUGUGCUUUACAAAUUUUGAAAAGUUAAUGUAAAUAUACUGAGCUUGUAUAUCUUCUUGUUCUUUUUA
Messenger RNA from Daucus carota subsp. sativus, 1247 nucleotides. Its product is annotated as F-box/kelch-repeat protein At1g15670. Lineage: Eukaryota; Viridiplantae; Streptophyta; Magnoliopsida; Apiales; Apiaceae. The transcript has a single exon. Bases 82 to 1161 code for a protein of 359 amino acids. Gene Ontology annotation, molecular function: protein binding. Gene Ontology annotation, biological process: regulation of phenylpropanoid metabolic process; negative regulation of cytokinin-activated signaling pathway. The record is from RefSeq and is a predicted model, not a curated record.